UUGAUUCAUUGUCUCUAAACAUUCUAUCAUCGUAUUCACGAGAGCCAAGACGAGCGCCUGUGGAGUUAUCUGACUUCGAGCCUUCUCAAAAUCGAAGGUCAAGACGGCGAUGCAACCUCACCCGUACCUCGUAGACGCGCGAGCAAGGCAUGAGCAGGGCAUACGAGGCGGGCAUGUUUCCCAAUGAGGCAUGUUGUAGCUGUGUUCGCCAUUGAACGAUGCAAUUGCGAUGCCCAUGUUCAAGUCUUUUGCUUAUCUCGUGGGGGGAAGCAUUGACAUCGUUGACGAUUCAGCAGUCUACUUCCUCACUCAUGUAUGCUGGGCCUGAGGCGAUGUUCUCCAAGUUUAUCGCGUCUGUUACACCACAGACUGGUACGGACCGGAAUGGAAAACGACCUUUGACUGCUCUUCCCCGUGAGGUGAAUUCUGAGGAUGAGAGAGAGAGGGAGAGACAAGACAAUCACGGGAGCAGGAGGUAGUCUCCCUUGGCAUGCAAGAGCGCGCUGCAGCUGCAUGUUUCUGUCACCAUUCCUCGUAUCGCCCACGGGCAGGAGCACCAGUCGAG
Messenger RNA from Colletotrichum acutatum, 565 nucleotides. RefSeq lists its product as uncharacterized. The record is from RefSeq and is a predicted model, not a curated record. NCBI's taxonomy places the organism in Eukaryota, Fungi, Ascomycota, Sordariomycetes, Glomerellales, Glomerellaceae. Bases 219 to 479 code for a protein of 86 amino acids. The transcript has a single exon.